AUGAACAGUCUCCGCGCCGACUCCCUCCGGGAGUUUGACGAGUACCCCCUCGCCUCCGACUCGCACGAGAGGCGAGUCCUCUACUUCUUCUUCCGCGGCCUCGAGGAAAUGGCCAUUGCGCAGUACGACCGCAUGGCGGUGUACAUGGCGUUUGGGGAGACAAUCUUCCCGGAGGAGCAGGCGGAGCUCGACGUGCUGGCCGCGGAGCUGGACGUCUUGAUUGCUGCGGUGCAUUGGGCCGGGAGGGCGUAUGGCGGAGAUGCGUAUACGCCGGAGGACGAGGGGGAUUUGAUGGAUACCAGUGCUUGA
Molecule: messenger RNA, 309 nt
Organism: Alternaria postmessia
Lineage: Eukaryota; Fungi; Ascomycota; Dothideomycetes; Pleosporales; Pleosporaceae
Exons: 2
Coding region: 1-309 (102 amino acids)
Source: RefSeq, a predicted model, not a curated record